Molecule: messenger RNA, 892 nt
Organism: Quercus robur (English oak)
Lineage: Eukaryota; Viridiplantae; Streptophyta; Magnoliopsida; Fagales; Fagaceae
Exons: 2
Coding region: 103-753 (216 amino acids)
Source: RefSeq, a predicted model, not a curated record
GCACUCUCUCUUUCUCUGUUUUUUUUUAAAUUUCUCUCUCUAAAUAAAUUUGAUGUUGUCCGUGAUUGUCACUGUUACUUUGCAUGUGAUAGAAAGAAGAAGAUGGAGCAGCAGCUUCUACAUUUUUGCGAUUCAAAGCAUCCCUUGGUCUCCGCUCUCUUCAGAGGAUUCACUUGUUGUGGGUGCCAAGAAUCAAUUGACGGUCCUGGCUACUGGUGUAGAAGAGCUGGAUGCCCGGUCUACGGCAAAGUUCUUCAUAAAUCAUGUGCGGAAUUACCCCUUGGGUUGCACCAUCCGUUGCACCCAAUCCAUCCUCUUAUUCUCUCUCCCGAACAGAUAGAUUAUGGCAAAGACAUUCAAUUUAGCAAUUGCAAACUCUGCAACGAAUCUCGCAACCAAUACACUUAUCGGUGUUCCCGCUGCGACUUCAACCUUCACAUUACAUGCGCUUCUGUACUGCCCACUUUGGAAGCUGAAGCUGAAUUGCACGACCACCCAUUGAUCCCCAUUUGGAAGUGGAUCACCUUCACUUGCGACCUUUGUGGCAAAGAAGACAAAGAGUCAAAGUUGUGCGUCACAAGCACCUCCUCCACCUCACCCAUUCUUCUCUUGAAUUCCACCAACCCGACCCCCGAUUUUGCCAACUCUGUGUUCAAAAACUGGACACACGCUAUGGGCUUUACUAUUGCUCUAAAUGCGAUUUUGUUGCCCAUCUUGAUUGUGCUAUAUUCAAGGAAAACAGGGAGGAUAUAGAUUUGCAAAAAUUUGAAGAUGAGGAUGAAGUUCCAGAACUCGAUGAAUCAAUUGACUCAGUAACUUACAAAGUCAACAAAUUCAAUAUGGGGGAGGACGAAACUCAAAUAGCCAUAGAAAUCAAACACUUCAGUCACGA